AAACUUCUAAUUAAGAUCCGGUAAAACAAAGCUAAAUUUCUCUCGUUAAAGUUUCUUGGGAAAGAAAAGAAAAGAAAAAAUAAAAGGGAGAAGAGAAAGGAAAGGAAUUGUUUUCUGAAAAUGAUUCUUGCGAUGUUGUUCGCAAAUUCUGAAGGCAACAUCUUAGUUGAACGGUUUAAUGGAGUUCCAGCUGAGGAACGACUGCAUUGGCGGUCUUUCUUAGUUAAAUUGGGAGCAGAUAAUCUUAAAGGUGUCAAAAAUGAAGAGCUCCUUGUUGCUAGCCACAAGUCAGUCUAUAUUGUUUAUACAGUGCUUGGUGAUGUAAGCAUCUUUGUUGUGGGCAAGGACGAGUAUGAUGAACUUGCUUUGGCAGAAGUCAUAUUUUCUAUAACCUCAGCUGUGAAGGAUGUAUGUGGAAAGAUUCCAACUGAACGCCUUUUCCUGGAUAAGUAUGGAAAAAUAUGCUUGUGCUUGGAUGAAAUAGUUUGGAAGGGACUGCUGGAGAAUACUGAGAGGGACAGAAUCAGGCGACUCAUAAGGCUAAAACCUCCAACGGAGUUCUAAAUUCAAAGCUCUAUCCCAUCAUCAAUUUAUUUGAAGACAGUGACGGUAUUGCUCAGUUAGCAAUAUUAUUCUGACAGCUAGGCUUUGUAAAUCUCCUGUUGUUGGGCUUUGGAGUGAGAGUUAUAUAAUUUUUUCAAACCUCAGUUAUUCGCUUAUGUUGUAUUUUCUGGUAGGAGGGUUUGAAAUUUGUUGGAUCAAUAUUUUCAAAUUGAUUGUAUCUUAUUAAAUUUUU
This is a messenger RNA of Pistacia vera, 796 nucleotides long. RefSeq names its product TSET complex member tstD. The coding region runs from base 121 to 564 and encodes 147 amino acids. Gene Ontology annotation, biological process: intra-Golgi vesicle-mediated transport; intracellular protein transport; retrograde vesicle-mediated transport, Golgi to endoplasmic reticulum. NCBI's taxonomy places the organism in Eukaryota, Viridiplantae, Streptophyta, Magnoliopsida, Sapindales, Anacardiaceae. The transcript is spliced from 5 exons. The record is from RefSeq and is a predicted model, not a curated record. Gene Ontology annotation, cellular component: COPI vesicle coat.